Messenger RNA from Charadrius vociferus (killdeer), 726 nucleotides. RefSeq names its product mesoderm development candidate 2 (gene MESD). The record is from RefSeq and is a predicted model, not a curated record. The transcript has 5 exons. Gene Ontology annotation, molecular function: low-density lipoprotein particle receptor binding. Gene Ontology annotation, biological process: protein folding. Bases 1 to 687 code for a protein of 228 amino acids. Lineage: Eukaryota; Metazoa; Chordata; Aves; Charadriiformes; Charadriidae.
AUGUACACACAAGCCGGUUACCGUUUGUUAGAAUUUAGCGGGGAAAAGAUGCUGCCGCCCACCAUGAUGCUGCGUGUGAUUCGGGCCAUUCCCCGAGGACAAAGCGGAGAGAUUCUUGGUCUGGACAGUUCCUGCUGCGGCUCCUCCACCAGCCUUCCUCCCAGCUGCCCACACCAGAAAGACACCGAGAAAGAUGAUGACAUUGAAGAGGGGGAUCUUCCCGAACACAAGAGGCCUCCAGCACCGAUAGAUUUCUCAAAAAUUGAUCCAGGCAAGCCUGAAAGUAUCCUGAAGCUGACGAAAAAGGGGAAGACCUUGAUGAUGUUUGUCACGGUAUCAGGAAAUCCCACAGAAAAGGAGACGGAAGAAAUUACUAGCUUGUGGCAGGGCAGUCUCUUCAAUGCAAACUAUGAUGUGCAAAGGUUUAUUGUUGGCUCAAAUCGUGCCAUCUUUAUGCUACGUGAUGGUGGUUACGCCUGGGAGAUCAAAGACUUUCUGAUAAAUCAAGAAAGGUGUGCGGAUGUUACUUUGGAAGGUCAGGUUUAUCCUGGCAAAGGAGCAGAAGAAAGUGAGAAAGUGAAAAACAAAACAAAACCUGAAAAAGCAAAGAAGAAAAAAGAUGCAGACAAGAAACCUAAUAGCAUCAAAGAGGACAACCGAGCAACCAAACAGAGAGAGGAUCUAUGACGGACGUGUUAACCAGACUGAGUAUUGCUCUGCUGUUCC